Periconia digitata is the source of this 2339-nucleotide messenger RNA. The record is from the annotation of a GenBank genome assembly. Lineage: Eukaryota; Fungi; Ascomycota; Dothideomycetes; Pleosporales; Periconiaceae.
CGACCCCCGUCUCGAGGCAAACAAGCAGCCCAGCCCAGACUCUCUCUCCUAUCCAGAUCCAAGCCUCGCAGGCAUAACCUCGGCAAAAGCAAUCAAUUAUCAUUGGAACAAGACGCACGCACCCCAGACCCCACUCUCCCUCUCCCUCCGUUAGCGGCACCCACCAAAACCUGGGGUUGCUGCCCCAAUCUUCUCUCCACACACGAACUGCGCCUUUCGCACGAAGUUACCGAACGCCCCGCCUCCGACCGGAAAACCACCGGAAUAUCGCACACGGAUAGGGGGAAGAGAAAGGGAUGGUGGAACAACAGCAACAACAGGAGGGUCAUGCGCGCAAACGACGCGCUAUUAAUGCGUGUGGGCUGUGUCGGGCUUCCAAGGUUCGAUGCGACGGCCAACGUCCCUGCGCACGUUGCACGCGCAAUAAUACAGUGUGUCGAUAUCUUGACAAUGGUAAAGACGCUACCACCGCACUCCGUCUCGAGAAGCUAGAAGCUGAGGUCGAAAGUCUGAGAAGGCAAGUAUCCUUGGCCAACACAGCUUUGCAGAACUUGAACGGCAAUGCCGAUAGUGGUAUAUUGAAUGCUGGUGGGAGAAGAAGAGACGCAAGUUCUGUUGCAACAUCAGGCUCGAUUGGACCGACGAUCUUAGCUAUGGACAUGGACAUCGAGAUGGCAGGACGAAGAAGUAGUGAUGUCGAGACUAUACUUGCUCCUGCACCCAGAAGAGCAAUGCAGCAACAUGUCGAGAGCGGGUACGGCAUGGAUAUGACACAAUCGACAAUUGCGUUUGCUUCCGCGCCUCCCCCGGUAGCAAGCACUCCAGCGACAGCAAGGCUACCUGCUUUGAGUUCCAGUGGCGAGUUCACUCUGCUGGCAGCAGAUGAAGGGGCUGCUUCAUUGACAGCGACAGCAGUGGACAAGGGCUUGAUUACGUGGGAGCAAGCUUCUCUUUUCUUCUCAGGGAGUCAUUUCCUCGUUCCCAUCUUCUGCGACAAAACAGAUACAAUGCAGUCUGUUGCGACUCGCAGCGCCUACCUCUUUGACAGCAUCGUAAGCAUCGGGUGUCGCGCGGAGGAAGGCUCCAAAUCCGCCACCUACCACCGUCUGGCCUUCUGUUUGCGUGAGCAUUUGACCCACGUCCUUGUCAGCACCACAGUACCUUCACUUGAGACUGUGCAAGCAAUCACUUUGAAAGCGGGAUACUCGGAUGAUGGGCUAGUAUAUAUUGCACUCGCUUUGAGAUUUGCCAUGCAGUUGGGACUGCCGGAUGCCGUUGAUCAACUAAUGGCCAAGGCAUCAAGUCGUGCGGCGGCACCGGUGGGUGAAGAGGAGAGAGAGCUGUAUCGGAUGGCAAGAAUUUGGCAUGGGAUUUGCAAUAUGGAGCUAUUCUUUUCUCUCGACGGCGGGAAGUCUCCCGGUAUCAACCUCCGCAUCUCAUCGCGCAGAGUUCGUCUACUUGUCAACCACCCGGAACGAACAGCAGUGGAUAUUCGUCUCUUGUCCCAGGUCGAACUGAACAUCAUACGCGCGAAUGCAUACACGGCUAUAACACAACAACACUCCAGCAACUCAAUUGCAACCGAUGCAAAAUUACGGUCUACGGUUCAAGGUACAGCUCUCGAGCUCACACUCUGGCUCGAAGAAUGGAGCGACAUCAUUUCAUCGGAGCCACACGGCUAUGGACGCGAAUUCGCAUUGCUGAAUCUUCGCAUCCAAUACAACUGGGCGCUAAUAACGUUACACCUAAAAGCACUUUCCAACUCUGGCAUCGAAAGCAUAGCAAUAAUGACAGACUUCCAGCGCGAUAUGGUCAGCAUAGCCAAAGAAGCAGCGGUUCGGCAUCUGCACCAUUUCCUCGAAACUCCACGUACGGAUUCGUCUUCACCGGAAAACGGUUUUGCACCGCCCUAUCUCUCCGUAUUCAAAUGGACUAUGGACUUCGUGUGGGCUAAGUGUGCAUUCACGGUCUUGCUCGUAUUGAAGUUAGCACUUCUCCUUCGGGACCCAUUACCAGAUGUUUUACUCCUGCUCCGAGACGCAUAUAGAGUACUCGAGGAACUCACGCGCGUUACCGUCAGUAACAGCGGCAACACUUCGUAUCUCAAGAUCCUUCGAACCAGUAUCGAAAAAUGCGAAAGUGCACUGCGAGAACAUAUGGUGCGGGAACAGCAAUUGAAUAUCAACGACGUGGAUCGUGAGGAUGGCCAAGCAGAAGACGACUUCCAGGGAUACGUUCCUAGUCAGUUUGUGUUUGAAUGGGAUUUUCCCGGUUUGAAUCUCAGGCACGUACCGCUUGGAUGGCAUGACCUUUUCCAUGAUCUAGAUCGUGUCUUUUGA